AUGUAUACUAAUAAUACACAGCCAUUUCCCAUAUACUUCAUCCUGUUGGGGAUUCCUGGACUAGAAGCAUACUACUUUGAUAUCGCUUUUGUGUUCUCCAUCGUAUACGCAGUGUCGGUUCUAGGAAAUAUCACCCUUCUUCUCAUCAUCAAGAUAGAGCGAAGCCUCCAUGAGCCCAUGUAUUUGUUUUUGUCCAUGCUGUCAUCAAUUGACUUGAUGCUUACCAGCUCCACUGCACCCAAAAUGUUGGCAGUCCUCUGGUUCAGCUCAUAUGAGAUCUACUUUGAGGCCUGCCUCACUCAGAUGGUUUUCCUUCAUUCCUUUGCUAUCAUGGAAUCUGCUCUGCUCCUAGCAAUGGCGUUUGACCGGUACAUUGCUAUCUGCAACCCACUGAGAUACAGCACAAUAUUAACAAAACAUCUUAUUAUUGCCGUUGGUUUCCUGACUGUAAUCAGAGCAGCAGCAUUAAUGGUCCCAUUACCUUUUCUUAUAAAAAGAUUGACAUUUUGUUCCGCUAACGUUAUACAUCACUGUUACUGUGAACACAUGGCCGUGGUGAAACUGGCAUGUGCUGACACGACCUUUAAUAAUAUUUAUGGCAUUGUGGUGGCUCUUCUCAUUGUAGGCUUGGAUUUGAUAUUUAUAGUAUGGUCAUAUGUAGUCAUACUUCAUGCUGUCUUUCGGUUGUCCUCUAAAGAAGCGAGGCUCAAGGCUCUUGGGACAUGUGCUUCCCAUAUAUGUGCCAUCCUUGUUUUCUACGUGCCUGUAGUCCUCUCAUCAGUGGUCCACAGGUUUGGAAAAAACGUUCCCAUCCAUAUCCAUAUCUUAUUGGCUAACGCCUACCUCAUGCUACCUCCUCUGAUUAACCCAAUUGUUUAUGGAGUGAAAACAAAACAAAUUCGUAAUCGGGUUAUGAAGAUAAUGCAGCUAAAUAUCGUUUGCUUUGCAAAGACCUCCACAUUUUGA
Molecule: messenger RNA, 966 nt
Organism: Pelobates fuscus (common spadefoot toad)
Lineage: Eukaryota; Metazoa; Chordata; Amphibia; Anura; Pelobatidae
Product: olfactory receptor 52K1-like
Exons: 1
Coding region: 1-966 (321 amino acids)
Biological process (GO): G protein-coupled receptor signaling pathway
Cellular component (GO): plasma membrane
Molecular function (GO): olfactory receptor activity; G protein-coupled receptor activity
Source: RefSeq, a predicted model, not a curated record